Messenger RNA from Solanum stenotomum, 1232 nucleotides. RefSeq names its product coatomer subunit beta'-1-like. Gene Ontology annotation, biological process: endoplasmic reticulum to Golgi vesicle-mediated transport; intra-Golgi vesicle-mediated transport; intracellular protein transport. Bases 125 to 1057 code for a protein of 310 amino acids. The transcript has 10 exons. The record is from RefSeq and is a predicted model, not a curated record. Gene Ontology annotation, cellular component: COPI vesicle coat. Gene Ontology annotation, molecular function: protein binding. Lineage: Eukaryota; Viridiplantae; Streptophyta; Magnoliopsida; Solanales; Solanaceae.
UAUUCUUGGGUAUAUAAAGAGGUAAAUCACAACUCCAACAACAACAAAGAAAAACAUUUUUCCAAUUCCAUUAAGUGUUAAGCUUUUAUUAGUAAGGUUUUUAACUUUUCAAACGUCCGAGACAAUGACUUUUGCAAUUGAAAUUGAGAAAAAACAUGUCCAGAAAUCAGAAAGGGUCAAGCCCUUGGAGAUCCACCCAACAGAGCCAUGGAUUUUAGUGAGCUUGUAUACAGGAACUGUACAAAUAUGGAAUUACCAAUCUCAAACUGUAGAGAAGAACUAUCAAGUCUCAGAGUCACCAGUCAGGUCAGCCAAGUUUAUCGCCCGUGAAAAAAGUAUUGUUGUUGGAUCAGAUGAUCACUUCAUUAGAGUAUACAACUACACAACAGAGGAAAAGACUAAGGAAUUCAAAGCACACGACGAUUAUACCAGAUCAUUAGCUGUUCAUCCUACUCUUCCUUAUGUUCUGUCAAGUUCUGAUGACAUGAUGAUAAAGCUUUGGGACUGGGAAAAAGACUGGGCUUGUACUCAGAUUUUUAAGGGGCAUAACCACUAUGUGAUGCAAGUGGCCUUCAAUCCAAAAGAAAACCAGACGUUUACAAGUGUAUCACUUGACUGCACAAUGAAGAUGUGGAAUCUUAGCUCCUCUGAUCCAAUUCUCGAACUAGAAGCACAUUCGAAGGGGAUCAAUUGUGUUGAUUUCUUAACUUGUGAUGAUAAACAAUAUCUAAUCACUGGAUCAGAUGAUCACACAGCUAAGGUCUGGGACUUGCAAAAUCAAACUUGUGUCCAGAUUCUUGAAGGUCAUAAGAACAAUAUUUCUGCAUUGGCAAUGCAUCCAGAACUUCCUGCUCUUUUUACAGGGUCUGAGGAUGGAACAUUUAGCGUGUGGGAUGCUACUAAUUACAGCUUACUCAACACACAAAUCUCUGAACUUGGGAGAAUUUGGGCAAUUGGAUUUGCAAGCCUGGAAGGUUCUCACAUGCUCAUAAUUGGCUGUGAUGAAGGAAUGAUUAUCGGAAAGAUUGUAGGUUCAGAAACUCCUGAGGAAGAUUGAGAGACAAUAUAUAUGAAGAAGCUUAUGUUUUCUUUAUGCUUUCUAGUUUCUGCCAUUUUAAUAUGUUUUUAUAAUUACUUGUACUAGGAUCUUGUGAAUCCAUUAUGUCUAUCUUGUACUUAUUUUCUUGGAAUUAAAGUUGAUGUUGUAUAAGAAGCCAAGAGUAAAUAAUUUC